Messenger RNA from Racocetra fulgida, 494 nucleotides. The record is from the annotation of a GenBank genome assembly. NCBI's taxonomy places the organism in Eukaryota, Fungi, Glomeromycota, Glomeromycetes, Diversisporales, Gigasporaceae.
AGGAUGUAGUGCAAUAUAGGCAAACAGUUUUUUUGCCGAUGAUGAAAGAAUUGGAACCCAUUCUUCUUGAAUAUUGUGACAAAGAUCUUACUAUACUAUUAGAGAAGGAUAUUUUUCUUAGAGAAAAGCGAUAUUGUAUAAUAAUAUAUAAUGAGACAAUAUUGUCUACAAAUGAUGAUAAGAAAACGGGUGAAUACAAACUGCAUCCAAAAGGACAAGGUAGAGGCAUUCAUGUUAGUGAAUUUUUAUGUGAACCACUAGGUCAAGUUCAUCUAACUAAAGAACAACAUAUAGCCUAUCCUGAAAUUUCAAAACAUUAUAUUACAGAGUUAUUAGAAAUUGGCAAUAUUGAAUUACUAGCUAAGCAACUUAAAUUAACAAUUGAUAUUUUGAAAAUUGCACUUUCAAAUAUGAUAUUUGUUUUUGGAUUCGAUAACAAACAACCAAAGAGAAUUAAGGAAGUAAUGAUAGAAAGAAGAAUAUGGAAUGAGUAA